Molecule: messenger RNA, 2507 nt
Organism: Arachis ipaensis
Lineage: Eukaryota; Viridiplantae; Streptophyta; Magnoliopsida; Fabales; Fabaceae
Gene: EGL3
Product: basic helix-loop-helix (bHLH) DNA-binding superfamily protein
Molecular function (GO): protein dimerization activity
Source: RefSeq, a predicted model, not a curated record
GUUGAGUUUCAUUCUUCUAAAAAACUGAAAUCAACCAAUUAACUGUAUCAACUAGGAAAGAUAGCGUGCAGAAAUGUGUUGAAAGAAACCUGUCCCUCUCAGCCUCAGUUAUCAAAGUCUUUAUAACCCUGGCCAUUAGUCAUCACAAACAUUUCAGUUCUUCCAAGCCAUCAUUAAUAAAUAUAUCAACAUUGUCCAAUGUCCAAUAUUUUGUUUCACCCACUCCAUAGGCAUGAGGCAUACAUAUGAACUCAAAUUCAAUCUGUUAGAUCAGUUACUAUAAAUAGAAUCAACCAACCCCUUGCUUGUUUUUUGUUCCUCUCUUCUGUUGUUAUUUUAAUCAUAGGUAGGAAUAAAAGGCGUAUGGUUUUGUCUUAUUGAGUGACACAAGAAGCUCCUUGUGAUACCAGACCCUACAAAUAGUACAACACAGGCAUUAAUAGAUACUGGGUGAGAUCAACCUCUCUCUGGAGUCAACAUCUGCUGCUAUACUUGUAAGAUAUUACAACACUUUUGAAACACUGCCACUUGUUUUUUGGAUUCUGAAUCUAGCAAGUGGAACUAAGGAAGGUUGCUUUUGGAAUAUAGGGCCUACUUGUUUUGCUUUCGUUGAACGUUCUACAAUCAAGAAAAUGGAGAUUUAGAGAGAGGAGAGGGAGGUUCAUAUUGAGAAUUUUGGAUCUAUAUAUGAUAAGGUUUGGUGGUUAUUUUCCUGAACCCAAAGAACAAGGAAAUGUUGACGGAGAACUUCAAAGAACAGCUUGCUUUGUCUGUGAGAAGCAUCCAGUGGAGCUAUGCAAUAUUCUGGUCUACUUCAUCUACCCAACCCGGGGUGUUGAGUUGGGGGGAAGGAUAUUACAAUGGAGACAUUAAGACAAGGAAGACAAGUCAAGGAGUGGAACUCAAUUCUGAUCAGAUAGGGUUGCAGCGGAGUGAGCAGCUUCGAGAGUUAUACAAGUCCCUCAAAACUGUAGAAGCCAGCCCUCAAACAAAAAGGCCUUCAGCAGCACUGUCUCCAGAGGAUCUCACAGAUACAGAAUGGUACUAUUUGGUUUGCAUGUCCUUUGUAUUCAACAUUGGCCAAGGGUUACCAGGAAAGGCUCUUGCAAAAGGUGAACCAAUUUGGCUGUGUGAUGCUCCUUCUAGUGAUUGUAGAGAUUUUAGUCGCUGUCUUCUGGCUAAGAGUGCAUCCAUUCAGACAGUGGUGUGCUUUCCUUUUAUGGAUGGGGUCAUUGAGCUGGGUACAACUGAUCAUGUCUCAGAAGAUCUCAGUCUCAUUCAACAGAUCAGAACUUCCUUCUUGGAUAUUCUUGAUGUCGGUGUUCAUAAUGUACAUGGAGCAUUUAAUGUGAAACAAUCUCAAGAAGUAGGAGGUGCAUUAAUCAGCAUAACUUCUCCUAAUAACAGUUCAAAUGCAUUUCAAGCCAAUCAACCACCAGAUGAAACACUCAUGGUUGAAAGGAUAAAUAAUGGCACCUCUCAAGUCCAAAGUUGGCAAAUUAUGGAUGAUGAAUUGAGCAAUGCUGUUCAUAAUUCUAGUGACUGCGUAUCUCAAACUCUUCACAGUCCUGAGAACGUUGCUUCCCUUCCAAAGGGUGAAAACCUCACUGAUAGUGCCAAAGACCUUCAAAAGUGCAAUAACUCAAAAAUGACAUUAGUUGAUCCUCGAAGCGAUGAUUGGCAUUAUCAGAUGGUUCUUUCUACCCUUCUAAAAAGCUCAGACCAGUUAAUCAUGGGGAUGCAUUUUCAAAAUUUUCAUCAGGAAUCAAGCUUUUCAAGUUGGAAGAAAGCUGGGUCAGUGAGCUACCAAAGGCCAAGAACUGGAGGAAGCUCACAAGCUUUAUUGAAGAAGGUAUUGUUUGAAGUUCCUCGGAUGCACUUGGAUGGGAUACUUGAGUAUCAAGAAGAGAAUGACUUUAAAGAAGCAGUGAGAACAGAAGCUGAUGAAAAUGGCAUGAACCAUGUUUUGUCAGAGAGAAGGAGAAGAGCAAAACUAAAUGAAAGGUUUUUAACCCUUAGAUCAAUGGUCCCUUCAAUUACUAAGGAUGACAAAGUUUCGAUACUAGAUGAUGCAAUAGAAUACCUUAGAAAGCUUGAAAAAAGGAUAAAAGAGUUGGAAGCUCAUAAGGAUCUAACAGACAGAGAGGCUAGAACUAAAAGAUCACCUCAAGAUAUGGUGGAGAGGACUUCUGAUAAUUAUUUUAACAAAACGGAUAAUGGCACUAAAUCGAUGGCGAAAAAGAGGAAGUCUCGUGACAUAGAUGACACCAGGCCAGAGAUUAAUUCAGAAUCUUUACUAAAAGGAAGUUCUACUAAUGAUGUUGCUGUUAACAUCAAUGAGAAUUAUGGAAGCAGUUAGCAGUCUCAGAUUGAAUUUUCAUUCGGUUCAGUCCAGCGAAGUUGAUGGGAAACUUUAUUUUACCCUUAUAUCUAAGCUCACAGAGCCAACUAUUGUAUCAGCAAAAAGGAUCAAACAAACACUACAAAAUGUGGCUUUCAAGUGUUGA